Messenger RNA from Colletotrichum lupini, 924 nucleotides. RefSeq names its product putative effector 14. Bases 1 to 924 code for a protein of 307 amino acids. The record is from RefSeq and is a predicted model, not a curated record. Gene Ontology annotation, cellular component: extracellular region. Lineage: Eukaryota; Fungi; Ascomycota; Sordariomycetes; Glomerellales; Glomerellaceae. The transcript has 3 exons.
AUGAAGUCUUCCAUCGUUCUUGCCGCCACUGGCGCCGUCCUGGCCAUGGGUGCCGCCAUCGACCCCCGUGCUAUGGAGACCGUCUUGGACAUCACCUACGUGACCGUCACCGUCACCGAGGGCGUCCCCAUCGAGACUCCCGCUGCCACUCCUUCCAGCAGCCUUCCCCCCAAGGUUGAGGAGACCCCUGCGCCCGCGCCUGUCUUCUCUACCAUCACCACCAAGCGCCGCUCUCGUACUCCCAAGGCUUCCACCACCCCGACUCCCACUCCCACUCCUACUCCCACUCCCACCCCUGAGCCGGUUGUCGAGCAGCCCGUCGCUUCGGAGCCCGCUGCCUCCUCUUCUGCUGCUCCCGUCGCUUCCGUCGUCGAGACUACCCAGUCUACCCCCAGCACCGCUGCCACCGUCAGCGACCUUCAGACUGCCGCCAUUGAUGCUCACAACAUCCACCGCACCAACCACUCCGCUCCCGCUCUGACCUGGGAUGCCGACCUUGCCAGCUACGCUCUCAUCACUGUCAAGACCUGCGUCUUCGAGCACGACAUGACUACUGGUGGUGGCGGUUACGGCCAGAACCUCGCCAUGUGGGGUGCCACUGGCUCCGAGAACUUGGGUGAGGCCAAGGCUGCUCAGCGUGCCAUCACCGAGCAGUGGUACAACGGCGAGCUCAACCUCUACACCGGCUACGGCCAGGCCAGCCCUGACAUGACCAACUUCCUUCAGUGGGGUCACUUCUCCCAGUUGGUCUGGGUUGACACCACCAAGGUUGGCUGCGGUGUCUACUACUGCGCUGCCGGUACCCUCAGCUCCAUUGGCAGCUGGUACACCGUCUGCAACUACAAGUCCCAGGGCAACGUUAUCGGUAGCUUCGACAAGAACGUCCUGCCUCCCGGCAACGCCGCCACCGUCAACGUCGCCUAA